Molecule: messenger RNA, 5856 nt
Organism: Pyrgilauda ruficollis (rufous-necked snowfinch)
Lineage: Eukaryota; Metazoa; Chordata; Aves; Passeriformes; Passeridae
Gene: CCNL2
Product: cyclin L2
Exons: 8
Coding region: 3036-3956 (306 amino acids)
Biological process (GO): regulation of transcription by RNA polymerase II
Cellular component (GO): nucleus
Molecular function (GO): cyclin-dependent protein serine/threonine kinase regulator activity
Source: RefSeq, a predicted model, not a curated record
AAAACCUGUGCCUCUAAUACUGGAUCAAGAAUAUGUGAACUUGAAGAAUCAAAUAAUUAAGGCAGAAAGAAGAGUGUUGAAGGAGUUGGGAUUUUGUGUUCACGUGAAGCACCCUCAUAAGGUUUGUACUUUCUAAAUUCACUACAUAACCAACGUUUCACGUUCUGUAAAGCUCUGAGGAGGCUGCCUGGACUGCACACGAUGAUCAGUGAACUCAGUGAGAUUAGUUUCUUACCAUCCUGAUGUUUUCUUUCUCAUUUAAGAGACUCUUACUAAUUGCUCUCGUAUCACUGCUGAGUGACGGCGAGGUGGAUGCGGGUGCUCAGUAUUCCUGGAAGGCAGAUUGGAUCAGUAGGUAGCUUUGGUGGUAGAAAAAAAAUCACCUCAACUUAGAUUCCCCCCAAGCAGGGAGGAAUUUGGAGGCCUGGGGUUGUGGUGGUCACUCCUGGGAGCGUGCUGAGGUAUUAAAGGUCUGUGAGCCAGUUUGGAGUGUGUUAAAACCACGCUCAGGCUUGGCUAGAGCUGAGGCAAGGCUCAAUAUAAAAGUAUCAAGUGUCAGAGUGGAUGAUGCUUGAAAGAUACAAUUGCCUCAGAUGUUGAAAUUGUGCCUUAACUGGUAAAAGAACUUGUAUUUUUGUGCCAGCACAAUUUGGGAUCUUGUGUUUUCUCCUUUAAAAACCUCCUGUUCAGAGCUGCCUUUUUGAGUUUCUUGACAUUCAGAAUUUCCUUUUGUCACCCGCCCCAGGGGGGCAGCUGUAGUUUGUUAAUGGGGUGAAUUCUGCCAUUAUUCUUCCCCUCUGCAGCCUUGUUUUCCUUCCAAACUUGAGGAAAAACUCUCAGAGCUGAACAAACCGUGGCACAGUGUUAGCUCUGUUCUCUGCAAGCACUGCCAACUUCCCUCACUGCUGAUUGCACUCAGCAGCUUUUUCUCCCCAGGCUGCAGCUAAAAAAGGAUUUGUGAGGUUUGUAGGAGAACAAAAUCCAUCCACAAAAAUCCCUAAAUGAAAAUCCAUCCACAAAAACCCCUAAAUGAAAAUCCAUCCACAAAAAUCCCUAAAUCAAAUGCAGGUGGAGACAAGGCCUGGCCGAGUAGCAGGACAGAAGGUCAGAUAAACACUGGGGAUGGUGCAAACACUUCAUGUGGAGUGUUUUAGGCCUUGAAAGAGGAUCACAGAUGCCUGAUGGAUGGAUGUCCCUCUGAAAUAAGCAGGUGGCUCUCCAGAUGCUUGUUAAUAACUCAAUGACCCAUAUCUUCCAGAUAAUCGUUAUGUACCUUCAGGUAUUAGAAUGUGAACGUAACCAACACCUGGUCCAGACCUCAUGGGUAGCCUCUGAGGGUAAGUGACUAAGACUUCUCCUCUGCUGCCCAUGGUGCAGGGAUAGCUGCCGUCUUCAGUCAACCCAAAGCUCUCCAAAGAGAAGGCUGGCUCUAGACAGGUGGUAUAUACAUGAUAGUAGAGUAACUGGCCAACUGCUUCUUGUGCUUAUAUUUUUUAUUUUUUUUUUUUUUACUCUGCAUUUUUUCAUUGUUUGUAUAUUUGAUAACCUGAGCGUUGAAUUUCUGAGAUUUUAUUUUUAUUUUUCUGAUGUUCUAUUUCUCUUAACUGUUAAAAUGUGGUGUGUUUCUUAUAGGAUAAAGUGAAUUGAGGUGGGGUUUAAAUCUUUAAAAGGGAUGAAUUAACAACAAAAAAAUGAAUAGUUUGAAAGCUACAAUUACCUCAAAUGUUUAAGUGAAAAAACUAGUACAUGUGUGAAGCUUGGAGACAAAAUGUGAUAUUUAGAGACACUUCCCAGAAGCAUUGCAUGGAGCAGUGGAAUGGGAGUUCUGGACUGCCAGGAAUCUGCUGGUUAUGGAAGGGAGGGAGGGGCAGGGAGGGAAUUACCCCAGCUGGGAAAGGGGUCAGAGGUUACAAUAACACAUCUGUGUGCUGUGUUUGGUGCUUCCAGUACCCAAAAACUGGUGGGUAUCCAGUAUCCUUGGUUUUUGAAAUGUGCAUUUUUACAACAUUACCUUUUUCUUAAGCUAUUGUGACAAGGAUUCAUUUCCUCCUGUGUCUGACUGAGCCCACAGGGAAGAUGUGCAGGAGGCCAGACUUGGAAGCUGCCAUGGUUCUCAAUUUGGCAAAUCAGAAAAAAAACCUUUGUAGCUUCCAGAUGUUCAAAGUCAGCCUUUCCUUUAUCACUCCUUUGGCCAAAAGGUUUGUGUUCUCUUUGUAGAGGGACACAACAGCAGGUUUAGAAGUUCCUUUCUCCCAGAAAGAUGAGCUGAUGGUCAGUGUUGCUUUUUUUGGGGCAGCAGUUGCUGUUUGUGUAAACAAGAGCUGAGGACAGCUGGGGCAGGUGGGAGUUGGAAACUCCUGGGAUUCCAAUCCCUCCUCUCUGUCCUUGGAAACCUUGCAGGUGCCUGGCCUGUGGUCUCUGCUUUGGAUGUCUUGGGGGUCAGUGAAUCCUUGUAUACUGGGUACCCACGUGGUUAAUUAUUACCUUAUUAAGGACUUCUAUUAUGUCUGGUUUUAGUUUUUCUCAUCUGAUAUUUUAUUGACAUAUGUGCUCUCAAGUCUAGAUCUUCUAAAGCACAUCAGCUGACAGAUUCACAGGAAUUUACUUUGUGUAUUUAAGAUUUAACAACAUAAUGCUUCAUUGUACUGACUGGAAUAUGUGCAAUAUUUUACAGUUUUCUCAUUCUGUGAAUAUUCAUUUUAAGCAACCUUACUGAAAUGGGACAAUUUGGAAACCUUAUUUCAUGUGCCAAAGAGGAGAUCUGCCUGAAUACUGACUGUUCUCCUGAACUGAUGUUCCCAAACACCCUGAUUUCUCCUAUGGCUGACUUUUUGCAUCAAAAAGAAUUCUGUUCUGGAUGGAAAUGGACCCUUAAACCCCACUGGAAGCUGACCUGUGCUGAAGAGGACUGCAUUUCAUGGGAGAACUGCUCCAGGAGCUGCAGCUUUUGCCAGACACCUGGUUCUGCCCUAUUGCAGGGGGACAUGUGAACCUAAAAUUCUAUAACUUGAGUAUUUCUGAGCACACUGAACUACAUGAACGACAGCCUGAGAACAGAUGUCUUUGUGAGGUUCCAGCCAGAAAGUAUUGCCUGUGCCUGCAUUUACCUGGCAGCCAGGACACUGGAGAUCCCACUUCCAAAUCGCCCACAUUGGUUUUUACUGUUUGGAGCAACCGAGGAAGAAAUUCAAGAAAUCUGCUUAAAAAUCUUGCAGCUCUAUACAAGGAAAAAGGUGGAUUUAUCUGAUCUGGAAAGUAAAAUAGAAAAGAAGAAGUUGGCUAUUGAAGAGGCAAAAGCACAAGCUAAAGGUCUGGUACCUGAGGGAGUUCCAAGCUUGGAUAACACAUCGGGAUUUUCCCCUAUCCCAAAAAAUGAGUCUCCAAAAGAGGUUAAAGGAAAUAAACCUUCACCCCUACCUGUGCAGGCCAUGAAGAACGCCAAAAGGAAAACAGAGGGAGCCAAGAGAACCAGCUCCAACAGCCCAGUAAAUGGUGUCCAGAAAGGAAGAGAGAGCAGGAGUCGAAGUGGAAGCAGAGAUCAGAGUUACUCAAGGUCACCAUCGAGGUCUGCAUCCCCUAAGCACAGGAAGAGCGAGAGCUACUCCACGUCCAGCGGCUCCAAGUCGCAGAGCCGCUCGCGGAGCCGCAGCGAUUCCCCUCCGAGGCAGUUCAACCACGGCUCUGCCUACAAGGGCUCCAAGGCGCGCGGCUACAAGAAAUCCAAGGACUACAAAUACUCGGCGGCUCACAAGGCGCGCAAGUCGCGCUCGCGCAGCUCGUCCCGCUCGCGCAGCCGCUCCCGCGAGCGCUCCGAGCGCUCGGGCAAGUACAAGAAGAAGAGCCACUACUACCGCAACCACCGGCACGAGCGCGCCCGCUCCUACGAGCGCGCCGGGCACCGCUACGAGAGGGAGAGGGAGAGAGAGCACCCCGGGCACAGCCGGCACCGCCGGUGAGCCCAGGGCUGCUCAGGGGGCUCCUGCUGGGGCUGCUCCUGGGGGAGCUCCCGAGGGGGUUCCUGCUGGGGCUGCUCCUGGGGGAGCUCCCGAGGGGGUUCCUGCUGGGCCUGCUCCCGAGGGGGCUCCUGCUGGGGCUGCUCCUGCGGGGAGCUCUUCCUGGGGCUUCUCCUGGGGGGAGCCCUUCCUGGGCUGAUUCCCGAGGGGGUUCCGGCUGGUGAGCUGGGGCUGCUCUGGGGGGUUCCUGCUGGGGCUGCUUCCCAAGGGAAUUCCUGUUGGUAAGCCCUUUGGGGCUGCCUCCUGAGGGGGCUCCUGCUGGGGCUUCUCCUGGGGGGAGCUCUUCCUUCGCUGAUUCCCGAGGGGGUUCCGGCUGGUGAGCCCCAGGGCUGCUCUAGGGGCUCCUGCUGGGGCUGUUCCUGGGGGCAGCCCUUCCUGGGCUGAUUCCCGAGGGCGGUUCCUGCUGGGGCUGCUCCCCAAGGGGGUCCUGCUGGUGAGCCCUGGGGCUGCUCUGGGGGGUUCCUGCUGGGGCUGCUUCCCAAGGGAAUUCCUUCUUGUGAGCCCUUCAGGGCUGCUUCCCGAGGGGAUUCUUGCUGGUGAGUCCUUCCUGGGCUGCUCCUGGUGGGAUUCUUGCUGGUGAGCCCUGCUGGGGCUGCUCCCGGGGGGUUCCUGCUGGUGAGCCCUGCCUGGGUUGCUCCUGGGAGGUUUCCUGCCCAGGGCUGCUUCCCAAAGGAAUUCCUGCUGGUGAGCCCACCAGGUUGCUUCCUGGUGAGCCAGGGCUGCUUCCUGGAAUUCCCAGGGGGAAUUCCCUGUGUUGAGGUGGAGUGGUUCCUGAGGGAAUUCUCUCUGGCACCCCAGGUACAGAGCUGGGGGCUGCUUCCCCAGGGAACGCCCACCUGGGCUGCUUCCUGAGGGAUUUCCAUCCAGCAGCUGGGCACAGUUGGUGAGAUGGGGCUGCUUCCCUUGGGAAUUCCCUCUGGCACCACUGGUGAGCCAGGGCUGCUUCCCUCUGCCAGCAGAGCUCCUUCCCCGUGGCUUGUGCAGGGUUAAUCUGGCUAGUGAACCAGCCCUGGCUUGAGCCAGCAGUUUGUGCUCAUCCCUGAAUCCAAAGGAAAUACUGACAGGGCGGGCAGUGAUGCCAGGAGUGCCCUGUGCUGGGCUGUCACUGUCACCUCCCACUGGAGCUCCUGUCCUGCUCCUCAGGAUUCCCAGUGCAGUGUUGGGAAUUCCAGCCCUGCAGGCAGCAGCUCCGUGGCCCAUCCUUGGAAUGCUGUGCCCAGCAGUUCUUCCCCGUGGAACUGGAAAGCUCCUCAGCCCCCCAGGAGUGGUUUGGUGCUAACAAUGCCCUCUGUUCAUGCUGGCUCGGUGAUGUUGUACAGGUGGGAGGUGACUUUUUUUAGACCUGUUGCCUAUAUUAGGUUCUCUGUGUAUAUAUAUUUUGCAGUGUUACAGUACAGUAUGGGAAAAAUGGCCUUCCUAGCCUUUACACUUUACCCACAAUGUAAAUAAGCAUUUGUUUAAUACAGGUGAAGAUAUAUACAGAAAAUUCAAAACUUGAAUUCUAUCAAAAAAAAAAAAUACUUGUGUAGAAAAUUCUGAUAAAUGUGAAAGUAUUUAGCUCUGUGCAUUGAGAGUAGUAUAUUUUUAUCUGUGCAAUGCUGUGUGCAGGCCACCAGCUCAGAAGACAUUUCCUAUAUAUCCAUUUGAAGUGGUUGAAAAUUCUUUACUCAGGAUCUUUGACACUCUGAAGAAUUCGUAGUUUGUCAGUCUGCAUGCUUGAUGAACAGAGCAUUUAAAAGCCAAUUAGCAGAGCCCCACAGCCCAGUAGUAUCAGUUCUAGUGGUAUAUCUGAGCUGUUACUCUCAUGCUCCCUAAUUUCAUUAAAGUAUUUGAUUUUCUAUUA